GGUUUUGGCCCGCCCCUUGGAGCUUGAUAUGUGGCUAAGUCAAUGAAUGAAUGGACAACCUUUGAUUGAUUGUGUUCAAUCGAUCUAUACAAAUUAGUGACCACAAUAAUUACAAUGCGAAUGAGAGGCUUCAAUAGUCCAUGAAACCUCCUAUGACUCAAAGAAAUAUUGAAGAAAAGAUUGAGUCAGAAUGUUUCGGGCGAGUGCAAGGUGUGUUUUACGAAAGCCUCGACAUGGAUAUGGACAACAUCAACGUCGUGCAUUCUUGGAGGUGCCCAUGUUUCUUAUCCCACCUAUGUAUUUUCUAGGAUUAGGGAUUGCGAUGUGGACUUGUGAGUAGGAUUUCGAUUGUCACUUCUCUCCUUUAUAGAAUCAGUGUUUGCAUCAUAUGAGAGUAUUGAAAGCUCAGUACUUAUUGAAAAUAAAUCCUUGGUGAAGGAUUGUUUACACUUUCCGGACCAGUGUUGCCGCGAGCCUUGCUAUCUCUUAUUAUUGUCAUCAUUGGUACUCAAAUAAUGCUCAUACUGAGUCGAGGUAGGGAAAUGUUGUAUGAUGGUAACAUUUCAGAAUAAAAUUAUCUACAUGGUGGGCACUCUCACACUUUCCCAUCCUACAUAUCUCAUUCAGUAACAAUAGCCUGGAUUGCCUCCAAAUUCCCGACAAGAAACUAUCGCGAAUUAUGAAAAAGAAUGUCUGGGUAUAAAAUGGAGGGAAGAGAAGAUAAAGUCUAUAGAUAGUACGUCGAUCAGUCUAUGUGUUGCAGAAGUAUCUACUGCUGCGAAAAUUGAGGGGGGACAACGGAUAGUCUAUGUUUUAUACUUCCAAGGUUAUUCCUCCCUUCUUUCUUAGUUUGCAACUGUGAAUAUUUACAUCAGUGCAGGAAAUGCAGCAUCAUUACCACCAAGACUUCCAUUUCUCUCUAAUGUGCCGCGAAAUUUGAAAAAGUUACCAUCUGCUCAUAAUGGUCCUGCGCAAUAUUUGUUCGUAUGUUGCAGUUAUAGAGGAUAUUGGACAUCUCGAGGUAGACCAUCAGAAAAGGGUAUCAUGAUGGAUGCAGAAGCUACAAUGCAAUGGGUUAAGAAAGAUUUUGAAUCACGACCAGACUUCGAUGGAUGUGAGGUUAUUCUCUGGGGUCAAAGUAUUGGCGCUGGAGUUGCCACUGGUUUGGCAGCAAAAGAUGGAAUAUUUUCAAAUGAGUUACGUUUACAGAAAUUGAUUCUGGAGACACCAUUUCUGGGCAUGUAAGUAUCUUAUCACUAGGAUAUUUUGGACGUCUGAGAUUAACCAGUGCGGCACAGUAAAGCAAUGCUAGAAACACUCUAUCCGCAGAAAUGGCUUCCAUAUAGACAUCUUCACCCAUUUCUAAGAAACCAUCUUGAUAGUUGGAAAGCUCUAGGCGGACUACAUGAUCGCACUGAAAGAUCCAGAUUAAAAGCACCGCAGAUUCUAAUUUUGCAAGCUGGGAAAGACGAGUUGGUGCCGGCAUCUCAUGGAGAAUUACUAGAAAAGAGGUGUUUGGAUCUUCGGUUCGAGGUAAGACGAGAAGUUAUUCAAAGCGCCUUGCAUAAUGAGGUUUUGGUUCGUGGAGGUGGAAGUAGGAUUAUUGCGGAGGCUAUAAGGGAUUUUGGUCAAGAUCGAGAUGGAAUUAAAAGGUAGUUUGUGAUAAUAUAUGAAAUAUACCUACCUACGUUCAUAUUAAUGUAGUGAAACUGACCGAGAACCGGGAGGCAACAGAGUAGCACGGUUGCCGAUGUGACAUAUCACAGCAUAUAUUUCGUCUGAUCUCGAAGCAAAGAGUUUUCGAGAGACGAGACGACUUUUCCAUCAGUCUCUUCCAUCCUCUACAUUA
Molecule: messenger RNA, 1849 nt
Organism: Sclerotinia trifoliorum
Lineage: Eukaryota; Fungi; Ascomycota; Leotiomycetes; Helotiales; Sclerotiniaceae
Source: the annotation of a GenBank genome assembly